AUGCCUGAGACCCCGGCGGCCAGCGGGCUGGUCCAGGCCUCACAACACGGUGCAGGGCCGGUUCCAGAUCGCAGCUCUGCCGGCUGCCAGGCCGGGCUCCGGCCCCAGCACCAUGCUGCUCCCUGGCUGGCCUCCGUGCUCCUGUGGCGCCCCCGCCUGAGGGGAAAACAGGACACGGAUACUUCCUGGACGCAGGCAUGGAUAGGCACGAACCACUGCCUAUGCGGCCCCGAGUACAAAGGCCCGGACAAGGGCAGGGCCGGGCAGUCAGAGGGGACCCAUCAGCAGUCCCUUGUGCAGGCUGGAGGGGACCCUGCUACUGCCGAGGGGCUCAGCUUCCUGUGGCUGGGUGGGGAGAGCCCUGAGGUCCCAGAGGACGGUGGGGACAAUGGAGAGGCGGUGACAGAUGAGACUUUGCGUCUUCCCCAGACCAGCCAGGACCACCUUGCCCGGGAGCCAGAGUCCUCAGGGAGUAGAGAUGGCCGACUGGAGGAUGCCUUGCUGAGCCUGGGCUCUGUCAUCGAUGUCGUCGGCCUGCAGCGGGCUGUCAAGGAGGCCCUCUCGGUUGUGCUCCCCAGAGUGGAGACUGUCUACACCUACCUGCUGGACGGCAACUCCCGCCUGGUGUGUGAGGACCCCCACCACGAGCUGCCCCAGGAGGGGAAAGUCCGAGAGGCUGUGAUCUCUGGGAAGCGACUGGGCUGCAAUGGACUGGGCCCCUCGGACCUGCCAGGGAAGCCCUUGGCCAGGCUGGUGGCUCCACUGCCUCCGGACACCCAAGUGCUGGUCAUACCGCUGGUGGACAAGGAGGCCGGGGCUGUGCCAGCCGUCCUCGUGGUGCACUGUGGCCAGCUGAGCGACAGGGAGGAGUGGAGCCUGCAGGCGGUGGAGAAGCAUACCCUGGUGGCCCUGCGGAGGGUGCAGGCCCUGCAACAGCGCGGGCUCGGCGCGGCCCCCGGAACCGUCCAGAGCUCGGAGGAAGACCAGAAGGGCGCCACUGAGUACACGGACCAAGACCGAAAGAUCCUGCAGCUGUGCGGGGAACUCUAUGAUCUGGAUGCCUCUUCCCUGCAGCUCAAAGUGCUCCAAUACCUGCAACUGGAGACCCAGGCGUCCCGGUGCUGCCUCCUGCUGGUGUCAGAGGACAAUCUCCAGCUUUCCUGCAAGGUUAUCGGAGACAAAGUGCUGGGAGAAGAGAUCAGCUUUCCUCUGGCAGGACGCCUGGGCCAGGUGGUGGAAGACAAGAAGUGUAUCCAGCUGAAGGACCUCACCUCUGAGGAUGUGCAGCAACUUCAAACCAUGUUGGGCUGUGAGCUGCAGGCCAUGCUUUGUGUCCCUGUCAUUAGCCGGGCCACUGACCAAGUGGUAGCCUUGGCCUGUACUUUCAACAAGCUUGGAGGAGACUUGUUCACAGCCCAAGAUGAGCAUGUGAUCCAGCACUGCUUCCACUACACCAGCACAGUGCUCUCCAGCACCCUGGCCUUCCAGAAGGAGCAGAAGCUCAAGUGUGAGUGCCAGGCUCUUCUCCAAGUGGCAAAGAACCUCUUCACUCACUUGGACGAUGUCUCUGUCCUGCUGCAGGAGAUAAUUACAGAGGCCAGAAACCUCAGCAAUGCCGAGAUCUGCUCCGUGUUCCUGCUGGAUCAGAACGAGCUGGUGGCCAAGGUCUUCGACGGGGGCGUGGUGGAUGACGAGAGCUACGAGAUCCGCAUCCCCGCCGACCAGGGCAUCGCGGGCCACGUGGCGACCACGGGCCAGAUCUUGAACAUCCCAGACGCAUAUGCCCAUCCACUUUUCUACCGCGGCGUGGACGACAGCACCGGCUUCCGCACGCGCAACAUCCUCUGCUUCCCCAUUAAGAACGAGAACCAGGAGGUCAUCGGUGUGGCCGAACUGGUGAACAAGAUCAAUGGGCCGUGGUUCAGCAAGUUCGACGAGGACCUGGCGACAGCCUUCUCCAUCUACUGCGGCAUUAGCAUCGCCCAUUCUCUCCUGUACAAAAAAGUGAACGAGGCCCAGUACCGCAGCCACCUGGCCAAUGAGAUGAUGAUGUACCACAUGAAGGUCUCUGAUGAUGAAUAUACCAAACUCCUCCAUGACGGGAUCCAGCCUGUGGCCGCCAUCGACUCUAACUUCGCCAGUUUCACCUACACCCCUCGCUCUCUGCCUGAGGAUGACACGUCGAUGGCCGUCCUGAGCAUGCUGCAGGACAUGAAUUUCAUCAACAACUACAAAAUCGACUGCCCGACACUGGCCCGGUUCUGUCUGAUGGUGAAGAAGGGCUACCGGGACCCGCCCUACCACAACUGGAUGCACGCCUUUUCUGUCUCCCACUUCUGCUACCUGCUCUACAAGAACCUGGAGCUCACCAACUACCUCGAGGACAUCGAGAUCUUUGCCUUGUUUAUUUCCUGCAUGUGUCACGAUCUGGACCACAGGGGUACAAACAACUCCUUCCAGGUGGCCUCGAAAUCCGUGCUGGCUGCGCUCUACAGCUCCGAGGGCUCUGUCAUGGAGAGGCACCACUUCGCUCAGGCCAUCGCCAUCCUCAACACCCACGGCUGCAACAUCUUCGAUCACUUCUCCCGGAAGGACUAUCAGCGCAUGCUGGACCUGAUGCGGGACAUCAUCCUGGCCACAGACCUGGCCCACCACCUCCGCAUCUUCAAGGACCUCCAGAAGAUGGCCGAAGUGGGCUAUGACCGAACCAACAAACAGCACCACAGACUCCUCCUCUGCCUCCUGAUGACCUCCUGUGACCUCUCGGACCAGACCAAGGGCUGGAAGACCACAAGAAAGAUCGCGGAGCUGAUCUACAAAGAAUUCUUCUCCCAGGGAGACUUGGAGAAGGCCAUGGGCAACAGGCCGAUGGAGAUGAUGGACCGCGAGAAGGCCUACAUCCCCGAGCUGCAGAUCAGCUUCAUGGAGCACAUCGCCAUGCCCAUCUACAAGCUCUUGCAGGACCUGUUCCCCAAGGCAGCGGAGCUGUACGAGCGCGUGGCUUCCAACCGGGAGCACUGGACCAAGGUGUCCCACAAGUUCACCAUCCGCGGGCUGCCAAGCAACAACUCGCUGGACUUCCUGGACGAGGAGUACGAGGUGCCUGACUUGGAUGGCGCUGGGGCUCCCAUCAAUGGCUGCUGCAGCCUCGAUGCUGAGUGACCCCCGGGCCCCUGCCCUGCCCAGGCCUCCUCCUCCCAUCCUUCACCUAUCUGGCCAGGUGCACUGGAAACUAGAGCCUAGGUCCUAGGUUCUAGAACAGGACUUCCCAGGCGACCUGGGUCCAGAGCUGACCUUCCUGGGCAUCGGCUUUCUCAUCUGUACAAUGGAAGCAAGACUUCCAACCUCUCCAAGACUUUGUUAUUUGUCCUCUGAGAGCACAGGGUGACCGAUGAGCAAGGCCCACUGUGUGCCUCUGACCACACCUUGGCAAGUUCUCCCCAGCCCUCCUUCCUCUGAGUGGCCCGGAUGGUCUCUCCUGUGUCCAUUCCCACCCUCCCAGCUCUGUGCUCUCUUCCCCUGGGGGGUUCCACCCCAUGGGGUCUCCUUAGAAGGGGAUGGUGGGGCGUCUGAGUGAGGUCUUAACACCGUCAUUACUUCUGCCAUGGGGCUGGGUACCCUGACAACCAGCGCUGGAUUAAAGGGGAGCUGAGGACUGGGGAUGCGGGAAGACCUGGUGGGCAGGGAGGGUCCCUGGGCUGGGACACGGGUCCAGGUGUGAGUCAGCAGCACUUCCUCCUGGCUCUGUGGCCCUGGGCAAGUCCCCUGCCCUAUGUGGACAACACAGGAGGGAAGACAAUCUGACAAUCAGUGCUCUAAGACCCGCUCUGUAGAACCUCCACAGAGGCCGUGGGCUUCUCUGCCACCCUAGGGCACAGAGAGCCCCACCCCAGUCCCUCUGUGGUCCCCUGAGUGUGCCCUUGGCCUGAGGCCCUCCCCCUUUCCUACAGCCAGAGAGGGACCUGGCCUCAGCUCAGGCAGGGCGUCUCUCCUCUUCAAGGCCAUAUCCACCUGUGCCCCAGGGCCUGAGAGGCCCCAGAGGGCUGGCUUCUUGGCUUCUCGGGCCAGCCUCACCGGUGGGUUCCCUCUUCUCUGUUCUGUUCUGUACCGUGUUGUGGGGUGGGGGGAGGGGGGCCACCUGCCUUACCUAUUCUGAGUUGCCUUUAGAGAGAUGCGUUUUUCUAGGACUCUGUGCAACUGUUGUAUAUGGUCUCGUGGGCUGACCGCUUUGUAUAUGAGAAUAAAUCUAUUUCUUUCUACCAA
Tupaia belangeri chinensis (Chinese tree shrew) is the source of this 4263-nucleotide messenger RNA. RefSeq names its product phosphodiesterase 2A (gene PDE2A). The record is from RefSeq and is a predicted model, not a curated record. Lineage: Eukaryota; Metazoa; Chordata; Mammalia; Scandentia; Tupaiidae. Gene Ontology annotation, molecular function: protein binding; 3',5'-cyclic-nucleotide phosphodiesterase activity. The transcript has 33 exons. Gene Ontology annotation, biological process: signal transduction. Bases 1 to 3162 code for a protein of 1053 amino acids.